UUUCGAUAGUAGCUCGAUCCGUUGCUUCUACCACCCAUCUCCAUCAAGCACAAGGCGUUCGUUACUAAAUACAACCAGCUGAGUUAAGCGUGUCUCUGUGAGGCACAGCGGCCCUACUCAUGAUGAUCUCUCGACGGGUGCUGUGGUUCGCGCCGCGCCACGGACAUGCUCUAGCUGGCGGACGAGUUGCACGAGGAGCUGCGGCAUCUCUAAGCGCACUUCGUCCGCCUCUGACGCGCCUGCUACACUCGACUACUCCGGUGACUCAUGAUGAGGGCAGUCCACCUUACCGAGACUUCAAGGGAUAUAUCAAGCAUUCUGUUCCACCCAAAGAUCGGACUCGGACUGUCCACGUGACAGAUAUGUCUAGGUUUACGAUCGGGUGUGACAUCAGGAACUUCUUAGAGGAGUCCGACAUCCAUGUAGACCGGGUUCAUAUGAUAUACGAUGCUCAAAAUCUGAAUCAUCAUACCACCUCAUUAGAUGGAGCAUUUGCUGUCUUGAGAACACCGUCCUUAGUGCCCGCCGCUCUUGAUCUGACAGGAGAAGUCCUUUUUGACAAAAGAGUCAAAAUCACACCAUGGUCCAACUCCUGGUUCUCUGAGACCAGUGGCCCAGUUGAUCUAAAAUGGGGCUGGUUCGCCAAUCCCAGUUCAUCAGUCAUGGAUGUAAAAUUGCGGUAUCCGCAAACUUCCUUUGUUCCAGGGAUUUUCGACAGCUACAGAGAAGGCCGGCAUGUUCUCUUUAUGGGAUUCCCCGUUGUACCACAUCAUAAAAGACCUGACAGCCCUCUCGCUUGGAUCUACAGAGUACUACAUACGUAUAACGUUUUGUCUGUCUUGAAAGGUCAAAGGUACACGCUAUCCUCAGGCGACCUUUACUUCCACGACGUUCUGAUGGCCUCGAAAGAGCAUGCAGAGGAAGUGUGCCGUUUAUAUGACAGAUCAGUCUGUAAUGGUCACGAGAUCCGAGUAGUAGUCAGAAGACCUCCUAUGAAACACCUGGGAGUAUCUUGGGAUCGGGGACAUAAUCGUGCGCACUACCAACCACGCGAUGAAGGUUCUGCCCAGAACACAAACUUUGCAUCGAUGCAAGACGACGUUUUCCGGAAAUGGCUCUUAGCCACCCAUGAUCGCGGACUUUGGGUUCCUGACCACAAGUACUGAUACUCGCCGUCAACGAGGAAAGCGAGGCAACGGGAGAAUAUGAAUACGUUGCCCCCGUCCUGACAGUCCGGGGCUUCAACGUCGACUGGCAAAGAACCAAUGUAAAACAAUCAUCAUAGACGC
Messenger RNA from Boeremia exigua, 1289 nucleotides. RefSeq lists its product as uncharacterized. NCBI's taxonomy places the organism in Eukaryota, Fungi, Ascomycota, Dothideomycetes, Pleosporales, Didymellaceae. Bases 120 to 1166 code for a protein of 348 amino acids. The transcript has 3 exons. The record is from RefSeq and is a predicted model, not a curated record.